Molecule: messenger RNA, 1116 nt
Organism: Alnus glutinosa
Lineage: Eukaryota; Viridiplantae; Streptophyta; Magnoliopsida; Fagales; Betulaceae
Exons: 9
Coding region: 34-936 (300 amino acids)
Cellular component (GO): chloroplast
Source: RefSeq, a predicted model, not a curated record
ACGGUUGGAUGAGAGAAACAGAAGGGUCUAUCAAUGGCGGGUAUUCCUUCUACUCUCUUUCUUAACACUAGCUCUCUUUUUUGUCACUCUCAAAGGUCAUGCAGAGCAGUGAAUUCUUGUUUCGUCGAAAAGCGUGCUCUCGUUCGUUGCUCGGCCAAGAAGAAACUCGGUUUUAUGGAUCAAAUUCUUGAUUAUAUCGAAGGGGGUCCCAAGUUGAGGAAAUGGUAUGGGGCACCAGAUAUCCCCGCUAAAGAUGGAUCCGAUGUUGAAGAUGAUGAUCAAUCAGAAGUAGAAGAAGUCAGGGACGCAGUUUUGGUAACUGACGGAGACAGUGAGAUAGGCCAGAUGGUAAUAUUGUCUUUGAUUGUCAAAAAAACUCGGGUUAAAGCACUGGUGAAGGAUAAGCGGGCUGCACUUGAAGCCUUCGGAACUUAUGUUGAGUCAAUGGCUGGAGAUGCAAGUGACAAACCAUUUCUAAGGAGAGCUCUAAGAGGAGUUCGCACAAUAAUAUGCCCAAAUGAAGGUUUCUUAUCUAAUGUUGGGGCCUUGAAUGGGGUGCAACAUCUAAUUCUCUUGUCUCAGUUGUCUGCUUAUAAAGGUGCUGGUGGCAUUCAAGGUCUCAUGAAAAGCAAUGCAAGAAAAUUGGCUGAGCAAGAUGAAUUGAUGCUGAUAGCCUCAGGAAUCCCUUACACCAUCAUCAGGGCUGGGUUGUUAGAAAGCACUCCAGGUGGAAGACAAGGUUUUAGCUUUGAAGAGGGUAUUGCUGAAAGGGGAAAUCUUAGUAAGGAGGAUGCUGCCUUUAUUUGUGUGGAAGCUGUUGAUGCAGUCCCACAAAGAGGAUUCAUAUUUGAGGUGGCCAAUGGAGACGAGAAGGUUUCAGAUUGGCAAGAGUGUUUGGCUAGAUUGAUGGAGAAAGCAGAGCAGCAGCUUCAAUAAUCACACACAUAGACGUGCCACCUGUUUAUUUUGAAUUGAAAUGAUUUGAAUUAGAAGAAAGGGCUUAGAAGUGAGUUUGUUUUGCACAUGAACUGCAUAAACAGUAAUGAUGGGAAGACUGAUGAUCCAGAGAAGAACGUAAGAAUUAAUGAUUUAAUGCUAAAUUUCUGAUUUCAAGUA